AUGGCUCUCCAAGCUGCCGUGAAAGGAAAACUCAUCAGCGUCAUCGGUGAUGAAGAUACAUGCGUAGGAUUCCUUCUCGGAGGAAUCGGAGAAAUCAACAAAAACAGACACCCGAACUUCAUGGUGGUUGACAAAAAUACGCCAGUCAGUGAAAUCGAGGAGUGUUUCAAGAGAUUCGUGAAGCGUGAUGAUAUCGACAUCAUCCUCAUCAAUCAGAAUGUCGCUGAGUUGAUCCGGCAUGUCAUUGACUCGCACACUGCUCCGGUGCCCGCUGUUCUUGAGAUACCUUCCAAAGAUCACCCAUAUGACGCUAGCAAGGAUUCCAUUUUACGUCGCGCCAAGGGCAUGUUCAAUCCCGACGACCUGGUACACUAA
This is a messenger RNA of Danaus chrysippus (African queen), 375 nucleotides long. NCBI's taxonomy places the organism in Eukaryota, Metazoa, Arthropoda, Insecta, Lepidoptera, Nymphalidae. The record is from the annotation of a GenBank genome assembly.